CAGUUUUCCCCAGCCAUGUUCCUGGUGAAUUCGUUCCUGAAGGGCGGCGGGGGCGGGGGAGGCGGGGGUCUGGGCGGGGGUCUGGGGAACGUGCUCGGAGGCCUGAUCAGCGGAGCUGCGGGCGGCGGAGGCGGCGGAGGCGGCGGAGGCAUCGGGAUGGGAGGCGGCGGAGGCGGCGGCGGCGGAACCGCCAUGCGCAUCCUGGGCGGCGUCAUUAGCGCCAUCAGCGAGGCUGCUGCGCAGUACAACCCGGAGCCCCCGCCCCCACGGAGCCAUUUCUCUAGCAUUGAGGCCAACGAGAGUGAGGAGGUCCGGCAGUUCCGGAAACUUUUUGUCCAGCUGGCUGGAGACGACAUGGAGGUCAGCGCCACAGAACUCAUGAACAUCCUCAACAAGGUCGUGACCCGACACCCGGAUCUGAAAACGGAUGGUUUUGGCAUUGACACUUGUCGGAGCAUGGUGGCUGUGAUGGAUAGUGACACCACAGGCAAGCUGGGCUUUGAGGAAUUCAAGUACCUCUGGAACAACAUUAAAAAGUGGCAGGCCAUAUACAAACGCUUUGAUGUCGACAGAUCCGGGACCAUCUCCAGCAGCGAACUCCCAGGGGCCUUUGAGGCAGCAGGAUUCCACCUGAACGAGCAUCUGUACAGCAUGAUCAUCCGGCGCUACUCGGACGAGAGCGGGAACAUGGACUUUGAUAACUUCAUCAGCUGCCUGGUCAGGCUGGAUGCCAUGUUCCGUGCUUUCAAAUCUCUUGACAAAAACGGCACCGGACAGAUCCGAGUGAACAUCCAGGAGUGGCUGCAGCUGACUAUGUAUUCCUGACCGGGAACCACAGACCUGCCCCAUGACAGCUCACUACGGAGCCACCUGGGACCGCGAUCCUGUGCGCGGCCACA
This is a messenger RNA of Acomys russatus (golden spiny mouse), 899 nucleotides long. It is a transcript of the gene Capns1, whose product is annotated as calpain small subunit 1. Bases 16 to 825 code for a protein of 269 amino acids. NCBI's taxonomy places the organism in Eukaryota, Metazoa, Chordata, Mammalia, Rodentia, Muridae. The transcript is spliced from 10 exons. Gene Ontology annotation, molecular function: calcium ion binding. The record is from RefSeq and is a predicted model, not a curated record.